AUGUUGUUGAAGUUCAGCAAUAAAUGGAUGAAUCACAAAAAGGACAGCAAUAACAAUUUUGUUGAGUACCGAGAAGAGAAACCGCAUUACAAUUUUCUGGCUAAAACUUGGGUAGAAUUUACGAAGAAUUCGAGUAUUCAUGCUGUUCAUUAUCUAACCUCGGAAACCGUAAAUGCAAUAGGAAAGUUCUUUUGGUUUUGUGUCAUAGUAAUUGGCUUUGUUGGUAUGGUAUAUUGCUGUAUCCUUUUGUCAGCUCGAUUCCGAUCGAAUCUUACAGCAACAGUCUUUGAAACUACGAAUUAUCCAAUAACUGAGAUUCCUUUUCCUCAAAUAACAUUGUGCAAUAACAACCAUAUAAAUUAUAAUAGAACUGAGGAAGCUGUUGCUAAGUUUGUUGGGAAUGCGACACAAAAGCAAAAGGAAUUCUUUGUUAACUUUACUCAUGUCCUUCAAAACAUGAUGUAUGGAUCAAAUGAUGAAUUCGAGCCAGUUCUGGAUGAAGGAUAUGAUGGAUUUAUGGAAAAUAUAAAAAUAUCAGACAUUAUCUUAUUCAUGAUGCAUGAUUGUAAGGAGUUUCUUAUUGAAUGUACUUGGCGCGAUAAAACCGUAAAUUGCUGUGAUAUAUUUUCGCUACAGGUCACUGAAUAUAGCUAUGGCUUUUCAUUCAAUUCAUAUUCAAAUGUGGGCACACAGUUUGUAAAUCGAUCAAAUCUAUUUCCUUGGAGGAUAGCCAAUACUGGCAAAAAAUCUGCAUUAACAGUCUUGACCGCUCUUCAUCUAGAGACGAAAGUUGAAAGGAAUACAGGAAUUGAUAAGCCUGGAAUAAUUCCUUUCGUACAGCAUCCACAAACUCAUCCAAAUACUGGUUUAUUCAUUUCUGUCAACACAAAUGCAGCUUUAAUUAUAAAACCCACAGUCUUUUCUACAUCUGAUGAUGUUUCUCGACUACAUCCUGCUGAUCGGCAAUGCUAUUAUAGUCAUGAAGCAUCAAAACUUAAAGGAUUAAGCAUCAAUAAUCUCCCAUAUAUGCGUGCAAACUGUAUAUCAGCAUGUCGUCACAAUCAUAUGAUGAAAUUUUGCAAUUGCUCGUUCGCAUUUCUAUUCUUUGCCGAUGCUGAAAAUCCUGAAUGUACAGUUUCUCAACUAAGAUGCUUAGCAAAAGUCAAUGAUAUCCUGAAUAUGAUUAAACCAAAGGAAAAGAAUCCUUAUUUUGAUGAGAGCGAGCAAGGUAUCACUUGUGACUGCUUACCAGAAUGUAACCGAAUUGAAUAUGAAGUAACAAUGGAACCAAUUUAUGAUGACGAGCCAAUAUCGGAAGGAAUGGUCAAAAUUGAUGUGCAUUAUGGAAGCAAAACAAUGAUUAAGUAUCGAACCGAUGUUUUGUAUUCCUGGGUUGACUUGAUGGUUGGUUUUGGUGGAAUAUUGGGUUUAUUUUUUGGAUGUUCAUUGCUCAGUGGCGUCGAGAUUUUCUUUUACUGCACAAUCGGCUUGUUUCAUGAAUAUAAACGAAGCAAGGAAGGACUUGUGAAAAUAAUUCGAGCAAAAUUUCCCUUCAUAAAUUAA
Molecule: messenger RNA, 1563 nt
Organism: Chironomus riparius
Lineage: Eukaryota; Metazoa; Arthropoda; Insecta; Diptera; Chironomidae
Source: the annotation of a GenBank genome assembly